AGUGGCAGAGUGGUGUUAUCUUUUUGUGAGAUAAAUUAAUUUAAUCCUGCGAGGGAUAAUCACAUUUAGAUAGAACAUACAUGUUGUUUUUUCUUCCUUGUGUGAGCUUUCCACUCAAGUUAUCACCCGUGGCUUCGCGCAACUGCUUGGUUUUGUCGGAGCCAACAGCGCCGGUUUGACGUCGACAAUCUGUCGUUUUCCCCCCAACCAAGAAAUCUGGACGCACGUAGUACGGCAGCGUUUGGAGAGCUUACUGCCCGUUUGCCAACUCUCGCAUAUUUCCGAGUUAUUCCUACGGCCAUACUCCUGGUUACAGCAGACGUUAGAAUAGUUACCUCCUUCGACUUACUCAUAAGUUUGUAUGUAUUUUUCUAGUUUUUUGGUGGACGCUUCCCGCAUUGCAUUCACCAACCCUGACGCUUUUUCUUUCUGUUUCAAGUCAUACGGCCAGUAUGCUGUCCUGUUCAAUCUAAUUACACUCUGAAGUUAUCCGCGCGUAAAGAAGGCGUUACUUGGAGAGGUUUGUGCAUUGCUUGUAGCACCCGUUUUCAGCACCCAGGCGAGGGGACAGCGACCGUAGCGCACUGGAAAUGGAGCCAUCCACGGCACCCGGUGCUGAUCUGUCCGAUCUCUACUCAGUGAUCCCAUUCAAUGUCACCUUCCCCGACGAUACCAUGGGGUUCGUGCCCGUUGGAAAUUAUACGGAGCCAAGCCCAACCAGAAGUCCUGUGGGAAUCAUAAUAGCCAUCUCCAUAACGGCCCUCUACUCCGUGAUCUGUGUGGUGGGACUGCUUGGAAAUAUACUCGUUAUGUAUGGUGUAGUAAGGUACACCAAGAUGAAGACGGCCACCAACAUCUACAUCUUCAACCUGGCGCUGGCCGACGCCCUGGCCACCAGCACGCUCCCCUUCCAGAGUGCCAAGUACCUGAUGAACACCUGGCCGUUCGGCGAGCCUCUGUGCAAGGUGGUGAUCGCCAUCGACUACUACAACAUGUUCACCAGCAUCUUCACACUUACCAUGAUGAGCGUGGACCGCUACAUCGCUGUGUGUCACCCCGUGCGCGCUCUGGGGUUCCGCACGCCCGUCAAUGCCAAAAUCAUCAAUGUGUGCAUCUGGAUGCUCUCAUCCGCCGUUGGCGUGCCCAUCAUGGUCAUGGCCGUAACCAAGGUGACAGACAACGGAAGAAUUGUCUGCACCCUGAAGUUCCCUGACCCAGACUGGUACUGGGACACGGUGACAAAGAUCUGCGUGUUCAUUUUUGCGUUCGUGGUUCCCGUCCUAGUCAUCACCAUCUGCUACGGCCUGAUGAUCCUGCGCUUGCGGGGCGUGCGCCUGCUCUCCGGUUCUAAGGAGAAGGACCGGAACAUGCGCCGGAUCACCCGCAUGGUCCUGGUGGUGGUGGCGGCCUUCAUCAUCUGCUGGACACCCAUCCACAUCUUCAUCAUCGUCAAGACGCUGGUGGACAUCGACCAGAGGAACCCCUUCGUCAUUGCCAGCUGGCACCUGUGCAUCGCCCUGGGCUACACCAACAGCAGCCUCAACCCCGUGCUCUACGCCUUCCUGGAUGAGAACUUUAAGAGGUGCUUCCGUGACUUCUGCCUGCCGUUCCGCACCCGCGUGCAAAGCAACAGCCAGUCCCGGGCACUGAACGCCAACACCCGGGAGCCUGUGUCCGUCUGCGCCCCUUCAGAGGCCGGGAAGAAACCGGUAUGACUAGGCAUGGACCGGAUCCCCUACGGGUCCCGCUCCAGAAGAGUCCAACAGGACCUGCAUUCUGAGGUCACUCAGAUCUCCACCACUGAGUUUUAACAACCCGCCACUAAGGGGGGGGGGGGGGGUGAAGUCAGAUAUCUGCUGCGUCAUCAGAAAUGUCAUGCCUGCGGCAAACGAAAAAAUCUGCUGAGUCAUUCUACCUAACAAAUGAGCGCGAGUACAUAUAUGUCAACUUGAUCAUCACAUCAUGGAUGACAGAACAGCAUCACCAGCCAUAAGACUGUUUGUAAACGUCCCCCAAAGGAGACAGACGAGUCUUUGAAGCUAAUUUAGACGGAGAACAUUUUCAUUCUCUUUUUUUUCUUUUGUUAGUACUGGUUAAAAGGAUGGUGUUAGUUUGGGUCUACACAGAAUAGUCCUAGUCUUACAGUAGCAACCUUCAAAACAUUUUGGUAAGAUAUUGUGCUAGUUGACGGAGUUUUGCCUUUUUCUUUUUUUACUACAUCAACCAUUUUCAGUGUCUUACUCAGUGCAAUGAGUCAUGUUGUGAAUGAAACAUUCAAAGCAGGACGAGAUCAAUUAAUGGUCAAUCUACAAUUUUCUUGAAGGACACAAGAGUAACCAGAAGAGAAAAAUCUUUAAAUCGGAGAAGCAGAGACUUAGCACUGAUAGGCUGCUGUCACAGUCAGUGGCUAUCAAAGGUUCAAGUGUUCCUUUGGGGACAGUGAACUCCCAGGACACCAUGCUAAAGACAACUGGCAGUGACUGCACGCCUUGUAGGAAAUCUCAGUGACAUGGCAGGCUUCAGUCCCAGAGGAAGAAUCUUUUGCUCUUGUCGGAGAUUGCACUUCAGAUUGCAACCCCCCCCUUAAACCACCGAAGCACUGAAGCAUGAAGCAGAGGGCGGGGAAUCCUUUGUGACAGUCACAUUAUAGGUGCAGCCCUCCUGCUCUCAGUGAAGAACAAACCCUAAACGCCGUCUCACAUCUUUUCACAGGCAAUGAAACGGGCGUGAGGACUGCCUCCGGCUCUUUUCCACGGGGGAAACCUUAUUUCUCUCUCUCUCUCUCUCUCUCUCUCUUUCUCUCUCUCUCUCUCUCUCUCUCUCUCUCUCUCUCUUUCUCUUUUUCGCUUUAACAUGUUCACUGACUCCAGCACAGCAGUUGUGAAGAGACCCCCUCUGGGGAUAAUCAUUGGCAACUCUUCUACUUCACCUGUGAUGGCUGACACAAAGACGCAAGGCCGAAAGGAAUUUUAUGGAGUCAGAUUUGUUUAUUAAUUGACAAACAAAUGUCACAUGAUUCACAAAUAAAUGUUACGCCAUUCACAAAUGUAAACACCGUUACAUUCAUCUACAGACUGUCACUCAUUUGUGAACAUCCCUGCAUUUUCGUGUGGAUGUUUGACACUUUCCUGACUCUGCUUUAGUCACAAAGACUGAUUAGACAAAGAGGAAACCGCGACACAUUUGAUUUGGCUAAGUUCCAUUCAAUUGACCCUAACCCUAACCCUGAACCCUCGUGGAGCAAGCACAAAGGCGACCGAGGCAAGGAAAAACUCCCUCUUAACAGCAAGAAAACCUUGAACAGAACCUUGGCUCAUGGAAUUCAUUUGUGAAUCGUGUGACAUUUAUUUGUGAAUUAAGAAACUAAUCUGAUUCCAUGGAAUUUGGCUUUCAAAUCCUUCACUAAAAAACAAAGCUGUUUCAUCUGACCUUUCUUCACCUACUCUAAGGUACCACUGGGAUACUACACUAUUGAUUUAUUUUCAAAGGAAGGAAUGUUCUGAAUGGUCAAUGGAACAAGACCUGAAGCGAUCUGAGAGAUUUAAUGAUUUAAUGAUUUAAAGGACCUUGAAUUCCUUGCAAAUGUAUGGUAACUCUUUAAAAAAGACCUUUCAUGAUAAUGCCAAGGCGGAUCUAAAUGGCAAAAACAUAGUAGGUGGUUUUCUUCAGACAUUCAACUAUGUGCAGCAUUCACAAAUAGUUGUUGGCUUCUUGCAGAACACAAACAGGCAGGCAGAUAAUUGCUGCCCAUCCUUUUAGUAUGAAUGAAAGUCUGUCAUGACGAAUCUGUAGCACAAAUGCUUUGGGGUGAGUUUAGGUCUGACAGACUGCAUUAGGUCAGUUACGCUACCUUUAGCCACAUCAAUCAUCAGCUAGUCAUCAGCUACGCUACAUCGUUAAAGUUGAUCCAGUAGCCCGUCGCCAGAGGAAGCCCAUAAGAAUAUACCGGCAAGCCAAUAAGAAUACACCGGCAUAAUUCAUUACACAGAUCAAUCAUUUUAAAUUACCUUUAAUAUAAUCUUAAAUCCAAAACGUUGGUUUCUAUCUGCCUCGAAUUGAUCAAUUCAAUAGUGUUCUGCUCUCAACCUGAAAGUGCAUGAGCUGUGGUUGCACUCUAGUUCAAGUGAGGGUUUUCUCUGUGUUUUCUAAGACCAGUAUAGCUUUAGGUAUUGAAGAUAUGAAAUAAGGAGGACAGUACUUAUUGUGGUAGGAGGACCAUUAGCUGCCAAAUUUGACUGAAUGUAUUUUAACUAUAAUACGUCUGUGGAGCCAAAUGAGAAAAAAAGCAUUUUGACAGAAACGUGCGAAAUCGAUUGUAUGUAGAUAUUUUUUACAUUAUCUUUCUAUUGCUUCCUUUUGAUUUAGGAUCAAAAGUAGCUUCUGAAAAGUUUGGUAUUUCAGGGUAUGUUUUUCUGUCGUGCUUUCAGGUAAUUGCUUGCUGGUUUUUUUUCGUGUUGAUGUUUUAAAGCCACUGGCAGAUGGAGCUUAUGAAGAUCUCCGAUGACCCUAAAGAGGGAAACCUAAGGUCCUGUCCUCGCUAACUUGGGAAAAUUUGAAAAUGCAUGAUUAUUUUUCUGUUUAGCCCUACCGUCCACACUAAAUUGGCGUUUUCCAAAACCGAAAAACUAUACUUUUCAAAUGUGGACAAUGAGUUUCGGAAACAAUUACGGAUGGUUGCCAUGGAGACACAAUCAACAACAAACACUUCUAUUGCGUUUUAGCGUGGGCAUAGAACAUGUUUUACAUAAAAUCUGCAUUUUCAGUUUGACCUGGCUUAGUGUGGACGUAGCCUUGGAGUUCUUUUGUGCUUUGCAAACAUUCUGCAUACUGAGGAUGAGAGUCUUUUCAAUGCUCCGAACAGUUCUGCUGCCAAAUUGCCAAAGGACUUUUGGAACACAGAUCAUUGUUUUCUUCCCUUUUCUUCUAUCGUGUGACAUUUAGCAAACUUUUAUAAAAUAUCUACAGCAAUUACUGUAUAGUGGCAACAGUGUUUUUUUCCUCCAGUUCUGUUCUAACACAUGUGGAAGAAAAGGUGAUCUGCCAAAAUCAAGGACUCCAUUAAUUGCGGUUGCAGCUCCAACCAGUGGACUUCAGCUUAUUGCCUUUCAUUAACUAGUAGGCCUACUUUUAUUUAACAAACGGACCGUUACUGCCUUAUCUUUUCUUGCUUUCCUUUUGAAGAACUCCAACUGCAUCAUUAUCUCUGUUCAUGGCGAUUUGUAACGUGUUUUUUUUCUCCAUACAACUGGUCUUUCAUCUUUUAAAUGCAAAGAUGCCUAUAGUGCUCUAUAACUUAGACCUACAUUUUCUGCAAUUAUUAGGUGACACUUUGAAGGCUCAUGCAAGAGAAAACAUGCUGUUUAUAUUUCGCUUAACAAUGCUAUGCUGUAAAUCCAGACUUGUGUUUGUGUAACUGUAGGAGGACAGUUGUGUUGUUUGGCUGUUGCUUUUCUGUGAGCCUGUGAGUCAGGCCGUUAGCCUUGUUUAGUGUUUAUUUUUUGUAUGUGUGUGGAUGGACCUAAAAAACAACAAACAAUAAAGCCAACACGCAAAGUUACUCAAAGAUGUUAUGUUUCCA
This is a messenger RNA of Clupea harengus (Atlantic herring), 5578 nucleotides long. RefSeq names its product opioid receptor, delta 1a (gene oprd1a). Gene Ontology annotation, biological process: neuropeptide signaling pathway; G protein-coupled opioid receptor signaling pathway. Gene Ontology annotation, molecular function: G protein-coupled enkephalin receptor activity; neuropeptide binding. Gene Ontology annotation, cellular component: neuron projection; plasma membrane. The record is from RefSeq and is a predicted model, not a curated record. Lineage: Eukaryota; Metazoa; Chordata; Actinopteri; Clupeiformes; Clupeidae.